Molecule: messenger RNA, 1156 nt
Organism: Anopheles maculipalpis
Lineage: Eukaryota; Metazoa; Arthropoda; Insecta; Diptera; Culicidae
Gene: CycY
Product: cyclin-Y-like protein 1
Exons: 2
Coding region: 1-1098 (365 amino acids)
Biological process (GO): regulation of canonical Wnt signaling pathway; regulation of cyclin-dependent protein serine/threonine kinase activity
Cellular component (GO): plasma membrane
Molecular function (GO): protein kinase binding; cyclin-dependent protein serine/threonine kinase activator activity
Source: RefSeq, a predicted model, not a curated record
AUGGGAAACAAAACGUCAUGCUGCUCGUACUCGAGUCCACCGCCGACGCGCAAAGCAAAGGAAGCGCCCGUCUUCGAGGAGCAUCUGCCCGAGGGCGAACUGUCCGCCAACAAUUUGCAACACAUUUCCGAGCGCGAAGGCGACGACGGUGAGCACGAUCCGUCGGUCGAUCCGUCCGCCGGCACCAUGUUUCUCGAGCGCUCGAAACAAAGUCUCGAAAAUGGUAUGACGCGCAAAAAGUCCCAGCAUCAGAUCGUACCUCAGGGAGGUGGAGGUCCUGGUGGUGGAGGGGGUGGUGGUGCUGGUGGAGGCGGCGUCGGCGGAGGUGGUGGUGGUGGUGGCGGUGUCCUAAAGAAGAGUAGUAGCUGCUCAACGAUCUACCUAGACGACAGUACCGUGUCGCAACCGAACCUCAAAAACACGGUCAAGUGUGUGUCACUGGCGAUCUACUAUCACAUCAAGAACCGUACCAGCGAGCGGCGGAUAGACAUCUUCGACGAGAAGCUACAUCCGCUCACGCGUGACCCGGUGCCGGACGACUACGAUCGACACAAUCCCGAACAUCGGCAGAUCUACAAGUUCGUCCGGACGCUGUUCAAUGCCGCCCAGCUGACGGCCGAGUGUGCCAUCAUCACGCUCGUGUAUCUGGAGCGGCUGCUAACGUACGCCGAGCUGGACAUUGCGUCAUGCAACUGGAAGCGAAUAGUGCUCGGUGCGAUCCUGCUCGCGAGCAAGGUGUGGGACGACCAAGCCGUCUGGAACGUGGACUACUGUCAGAUCCUGAAGGACAUUACGGUGGAGGAUAUGAAUGAGCUGGAGCGACAGUUUUUGGAGCUGCUACAGUUCAACAUUAACGUACCGUCUUCCGUGUACGCCAAAUACUACUUCGAUCUGCGUACGCUUGCCGAAGCGAACGAUCUGUCCUUCCCAACCGAACCGCUGUCGAAGGAGCGUGCCCAAAAACUGGAAGCGAUGUCGCGCGUCAUGCAGGACAAAGCGACAGCGGAAGCGCUUAAGAAUGGGAUGAAGAAGUGGUCCUCGAUCGAUAACAUCCACCAGCAGGGAGGUAUCCGGCGCAGUGUGGCGAUCCUGUCGUGAUUUUCUUCCAUCCCGGUGCCGUCGCACGUGAGCAUCCUGAUGAUGAUGAGGGUUCGCG